Mauremys reevesii (Reeves's turtle) is the source of this 2543-nucleotide messenger RNA. RefSeq names its product potassium voltage-gated channel subfamily C member 3 (gene KCNC3). The record is from RefSeq and is a predicted model, not a curated record. Bases 238 to 2097 code for a protein of 619 amino acids. Gene Ontology annotation, cellular component: axon; neuronal cell body membrane; dendrite membrane. Gene Ontology annotation, molecular function: protein binding; delayed rectifier potassium channel activity. Lineage: Eukaryota; Metazoa; Chordata; Testudines; Geoemydidae. Gene Ontology annotation, biological process: protein homooligomerization; potassium ion transmembrane transport. The transcript has 5 exons.
GGGGGGGGCGUUGACUGACAACGCCUGCUGCCUGCCGGCUUCUCUGCCUCUCUCCAAACUCCAGCACCCGCCCUGGUCCGGGAUCCCGACCCCCCCACCUCGGUCCUGCACCCCCCCCCGCCGGGGCCAGCGGAGGCGGGCCUGCGAUGACGCCUCCCCCGCGGAGCGCCCUGAUUUGACCGCCCCCUCCCCUCCCCCCGCCGCGUGCCGGGGGGCGCGCCGUGCCCGCCCCCCCCAAUGCUCAGCUCAGUGUGCGUCUCCUCCUUCCGCGGGCGCAAGCCGGGCAGCCAGGCGCCAGCCAAGUCAUGCCCCAGGGGGGACAUGGGCCGGCACGAGGAAAGCGAGAAGAUCGUGAUUAACGUGGGGGGGGUGCGGCACGAGACCUACCGCAGCACCCUGCAGACCCUGCCCGGCACCCGCCUGGCCUGGCUCACCGAGCCCGACGCCUGCAGCAACUUCGACUACGACCCGGCCGCCGACGAGUUCUUCUUCGACCGCCACCCGCAGGUCUUCGCCUACGUCCUCAACUACUACCGCACCGGCAAGCUGCACUGCCCGGCCGACGUCUGCGGGCCGCUCUUCGAGGAGGAGCUGGCCUUCUGGGGCAUCGACGAGACCGACGUGGAGGCCUGCUGCUGGAUGAACUACCGGCAGCACCGGGACGCCGAGGAGGCGCUCGACAGCUUCGAGGCCCCCGAGGCCCAGGACGAGGAGGACGCCGCCGGCGACCUCAAGCGGCUCUGCCUGCAGGAGGACGGGCGCCAGGCCGGCUGGUGGCGCCGCUGGCAGCCCAAGCUCUGGGCGCUCUUUGAGGAUCCGUACUCCUCCAAGAUGGCCAGGUACGUGGCCUUCGCCUCCCUCUUCUUCAUCCUCCUCUCCAUCACCACCUUCUGCCUGGAGACGCACGAGGCCUUCAACCGCAUCAUCAACAAGACGGAGACGGUGGCGGUGGCCAACGGGACGGCCACCCAGGUGGCGGUGGAGGUGGAGACGGAGCCGUUCCUCACCUACGUGGAGGGGGCCUGCGUGAUCUGGUUCACCUUCGAGUUCCUCAUGCGCGUCUGCUUCUGCCCGGACAAGCUGGAGUUCGUCAAGAGCAGCCUCAACAUCAUCGAUUUCGUGGCCAUCCUGCCCUUCUACCUGGAGGUGGGUUUGCGGGGCCUCUCCUCCAAGGCGGCCAAGGACGUGCUGGGCUUCCUCCGGGUGGUGCGUUUCGUGCGGAUCCUGCGGAUCUUCAAGCUGACCCGGCACUUCGUGGGGCUGCGGGUGCUGGGCCACACGCUCCGGGCCAGCACCAAUGAGUUCUUGCUCCUCAUCAUCUUCCUGGCCUUGGGCGUCCUCAUCUUCGCCACCAUGAUCUACUACGCGGAGCGGAUCGGGGCCGACCCCAACGACAUCACGGGCAGCAACCACACCUACUUCAAGAACAUCCCCAUCGGGUUCUGGUGGGCCGUGGUGACCAUGACCACGCUGGGCUACGGGGACAUGUACCCCAUGACCUGGUCCGGCAUGCUGGUGGGGGCGCUGUGCGCCCUGGCCGGGGUGCUGACCAUCGCCAUGCCCGUGCCCGUCAUCGUCAACAACUUCGGCAUGUACUACUCCCUGGCCAUGGCCAAGCAGAAACUGCCCAAGAAGAAGAACAAGCACAUCCCCCGGGCGCCCCAGCCCGGCUCGCCCAACUACUGCAAGCCCGAGGGAGCCCCCGGCCCCCGGCCCGGCCCCCCGGCCGCCGACGCCUGCCCCCUGGCCCAGGAGGAGAUCAUCGAGAUCAACCGGGCAGACUCCAAGCAGAACGGCGACGCGGCGAAGGCGGCGCUGGCCAACGAGGACUGUCCCACCAUCGACCAGGCCCUGUCCCCCGAGGAGAAGUCGCCCGUCACCCCCGCGGCCCACGAACGCUACAGCCGGGACCGCGCCUGCUUCCUGCUGACGGCCGGCGAGUUCGGGCCGGCGCCCGACGGCAACAUCCGCAAAGGUUCUGAGAAGUCCCGGAGUCUGAACAGCAUCGUGGGGCUGCGCCUCUCGCCCGGCCCCAGCCCCCUGGGCUCGCCCGGCGCCCCCCGGCGCCCCCGCCCCCCCCUGCCCUCCAUCCUAUAGCCCGGGGGCCCCGGACUCUGCCCCCCCCCGACUUUUUAAGCAAAAAAGAAGAACAAGCAAAAGAACAAGGCAGAAGAGAGGAGGCGUCGCCGGGGGCAACCAGGGGGGCUUCGUCGCCGGGGGCAACGUGGGUCCUGUCCCCCCUUCGGCUGCUACAGGACACGCUACACGGCACUUUCUGGAACAUCCAUGAGUCCCGCCCCUGCCCCCGCCCCCCGGAGCAGGACGCCUGGGUCCCUCCGGGGAGGGGCCUGACCUGGGGCUGUGGGGGGCGGCAGAGUUUGUAUUUUUGGCGGGAGGGAGGUUUGCUCUGAGAAUCCAAAUACUGCAGGGGGGGGGUCCAGGAGCCCCCUGCCCCACACUGCACCUCUGGGUCCUUCGGUCCGUUCCCUCCGUCCGGCUGUGUGUCUCCAUACACCCCCCCUGACUGUCUGUCUGUCCUCGUC